AUGAGAAAAGAAUGUAAAGUGAUCAGUAAUCGAUCAGCUUGCAGUAUAUUUGCUCUUUUUCAGAUAUACCUAAUUGAUAUUGGACAAACCGAAUUCGUUGAUCAACGUUCGAUUUAUUUAUUGCCUGUAGAACUUCAUUCAAUGCCACCAAUGGCGGUACCUUUAGUACUGGCAAACUGUCGCAUUGGUUAUGAAAGUACGGUUAGUUGCCACAUGGAUCACUUCUCAAUGCUUAACAUUGGUUCAACAUGCAUAUUUGCGUUAUCAUCUUCCUAUCAAGGCCAAUCCCUAUCACUGUCAAAGGAUGGGUAUUACCCGAGUUUCAUGAAUUCACCAUAUCCACCACCUCUUUUGGCUCGAGUUUUUGGUGGAACAUCACUACGUGAUGAAAUAUUCUGCAAAUGGGGAUUACCAGAAAUUGCUUCUGUGAAUCAUUCACUUUAUCCACUAUAUUGCCCAUCAGCGUUUUCAUUCAAUAAGUUUACUCUAGGUUAUCCGUUACCGGUUACAUUGACUGUACGGGUAACCGAGAAGAUCACCCAUAAUUAUUAUUGGCUUCGUGAUACUUCUAUCUGUUCUAUUAUUAGCAAGCAAAUUGUACUGCCAUCUAACGGUUUAUGGCCAUACAUCGACAACAAACGUUCAUUGGCCUGUAUUGCACAUAUUCAACGGCCAGUGCGCAAACAAUCUCGUUAUUAUCGAGCUGUAGCUAGUAAUUUUGAUAACCAGAAAAGUUGUUGUACAGUAUUUCUGAUUGAUUAUGGUCAGACAUUGUAUUGCGAUGUUCAUCAUCUCUUCGAUUUAUCUGAUCAGCCUCCGGUAGUUUUGUAUACAUUGGCUGCAGCAUUUAAGAGCCGUGUAAACCGUAAGAAUGCAACUGAAGGCGAAAUUCACGCUGCGAAGCUUGCGGUGGAUGAGCGAUACAUUAUCCAGGUAACUGGAAAAGAAGAUGAGACAAGUUAUGUUGCCACUGUUGAUAUGCAUAUCCAGGCUGAUUUUCAGUAUCCAAGACUUUCAUAUGGCAUGAUCCGAUCAGAUCAACCGAAAUAG
Loa loa (African eye worm) is the source of this 1050-nucleotide messenger RNA. RefSeq lists its product as hypothetical. Lineage: Eukaryota; Metazoa; Nematoda; Chromadorea; Rhabditida; Onchocercidae. The coding region runs from base 1 to 1050 and encodes 349 amino acids. The record is from RefSeq and is a predicted model, not a curated record. The transcript has 8 exons.